This is a messenger RNA of Diorhabda carinulata, 6813 nucleotides long. Its product is annotated as protein LSM14 homolog B-A. The transcript is spliced from 6 exons. Gene Ontology annotation, cellular component: P-body. Gene Ontology annotation, biological process: P-body assembly; cytoplasmic stress granule assembly. The coding region runs from base 148 to 1794 and encodes 548 amino acids. Gene Ontology annotation, molecular function: mRNA binding. NCBI's taxonomy places the organism in Eukaryota, Metazoa, Arthropoda, Insecta, Coleoptera, Chrysomelidae. The record is from RefSeq and is a predicted model, not a curated record.
GACUUAUAAGUUUUGUCAGCUGUUUAACUUAGCCGCCAUCUUUCAGUUGCCGUUGUCGAAGUAUAGUAAAUGUCAUUCAUUAAAAUUUGCUUCUAAUAGAAAGCCAGUUUAAUCAUCGCCAUCCUUGGAUAAAAUAUUUUAUACAAGAUGACGACUGGAAUGCCCGAGCUGGGCUCCAAAAUUAGCCUAAUAUCGAAGGCAGAUAUUCGUUAUGAAGGACGUUUAUUUACAGUUGAUCCUCAAGAAUGUACAAUAGCUUUGGCGUCCGUUCGUUCUUUUGGUACAGAAGACAGAGAAACUCAAUACCCUGUACCAGCACAAAACCAAGUGUAUGACUACAUCCUUUUCCGUGGUACAGAUAUAAAAGACAUUCGUGUAAUAAACAAUGUCAGUCACCCACAGCCCCUUAAUGAUCCAGCUAUCAUGCAACUCUCUGUUCCUCCUACAUUGGGUGGCCAGACAUUUCAAAGUCAUCCAGUUUUGGGUCCCAUGGGACCUCAAAUGGGACAGUUUGGUGGAGCUUAUGGUGGUAUGGGUGCAAUAGGAACAAUAGGUACUGGAGCAAUUGGAACUUCACUGGGUAUGCAGAGUUCUUCGAGAAGUUUGAGCAACUCGAAGCCAACUUCUGUUCUAGAUCUAAUUGGUGGAUCAAGAAGUACAACACCGGCUAGUUUGAGCUCUAGAAAAUCACCGACCAUCGAUCAGGGUGUUCAAGCUGGUGGAUCCAGUCAUAAUGAGAAGAAAGUCGUGAAACCAAUCCAACCUCCAAAUCAGAAAAACCAAAGGAGAUCAAAUGAAAAUAGAGAUACUAGGGGUGAUAGAGGUGACCACCAGCAACAAUCUCGGCCGUCUGGAGGAAGACCUCAACAGUACAAUGCCCAGCAUAAUUACCAACAUCAACAAUCUUAUUCGAAUCAGGGAUACCAACAAAAUCAGAAUCACAGAGGCAAUUGGGUGAAUAAUAGAGGUCCAAUGAGAAUGAGAGGUAGAACCAGGGGUACUGGAUACAGAAAUAAUCCAUCUGGUAAUGCUACAAGACCUAGGAAUACCUUGAAAUUUGAGAAUGAUUAUGAUUUUGAACAAGCAAAUACGGAAUUUGAAGAAUUGAGAAGUCAACUAGGAAAGGUAAAAAUAGAUGAAGCCGGAAGCGUUAGUGCGAAAAGCAGCGACGUUAACGGAGAUGUGGACAAAAAAGACGAUUCUGGAAAUGAAACAGGCGCUGGAGAAGCCGAACAAGAUGAAGAACACGAAGUUUAUUAUGACAAGAGUAAGUCUUUCUUUGACAAAAUAUCUUGCGAAGCUGUCGAAAGAGCCAAAGGCAAAUCGCAAAGGACCGAUUGGCGAGUUGAGCGCAAAUUAAAUUCUGAAACAUUCGGAGUAGCAGCUGCAAGAAGAGGAAGUUACAGGGGUCGUGGUGGAUUUAGAGGAAUGGGUUACCGAGGUGGUUACCGUCCUAAUUACCGACAACAAUCUCAACAGAAUAAUCAACAACGCCGCGCAGCCGGACCGAGUAAUGAGAACGUACAAUCAUCACAACAAAUCUCACAACAACAACAACAACAAGGUAAUCGAUCAGAUCAAAUUGAAAAACCACAACCACAGGAGAAUAUUCAUAAUGAUACAGAUUCUGUCAAAAAGAUCGUUAUGCAGGCUAUCGAUUUGCCUCCGGAGUGUUCACAGGCUCAGGCUAAAAGUAGUGACAGUAUCGGGAAUGUACCCGAACCUGCCAUGGCAGGUAUAUUAUUAAUAAUUUCUAGAUUAAUGUGGGUUUAUUUUAUCCCAAACUUGAUGUAAAACAACAUAUUUACUAUGUUAUUAUGUAAAUAUGUGUCAUCUUAUUAGAAAAUGCCUUCAUACUAAUCAAAUAAAGCAAAAAGUUGCAUAAUAUUAAAUCCAAAGUGGUUGUAGAGAGAGUGAAAUUUUUCAAACUUAAACUAAACUUUUUGAAAAACAAAAAUAUAAGAAAAAUUGAACAUUUAUCACAGUCACUCGAAAAUAACAGUUAUUUGAAUUGUUUUACAUUAGUUUGGUUUCUGUUACUUUCAGUCCUUGCUUAAUUUACUGAACUCCCUUGUUAUUGACUCAAAUCUGACUUGGAGUGCUCAGAUCAUAUCUGGGGUGAAGGAAAAUGAUUCUAUAUGAGGUUCUGAUGGACUGGACUACUCCAAAAAAGUCUUAUCAGCACUUUAAUCCUGCCAAAUCCAGAGAGAAUUUGGAUCAAAGCAAAAAUAAGCUACACAUCUCCAAUGGCUUCCUUAGAGAGCGGAGGUCGUUUCAGAAAGCAGAAACUGUUGAUUCUGUAAGAGGAAGGAGGAAACUUCCACAACCAUUUCAUUUCAGAAUGCUUUGGAGAAUACCUGUAGGAACAAGAGGUCUAAUCCCCUUUAAACUCAGAGAGAUUCUAUUAAAUAGCUUGUUAUCUAUCAUUCCAUACUACUGGUCAAAGAGCCUCUCUGAUAUUAAGUCAGCUUUCUCUGCAAGUAUCUGUUGUCAUUAAGCAUAAUGACUAUACAAGGAGGUCCUGAAAAUGAUAUAAGAAGUAUAGGCCUGCCACAAAAAGCUUUUAAAUCAUUGUAUAAAAUAAGGUCUCUCUAGAAUAGAAAGAUGUUCUGGGAAAUUUAAAUGUUUAAUCAACAGAUGCCUGCGAGUUUUUGGCUAAAUAGAAUAAGUAGUGAACACCUUUGAAACAUAAUGAAAGAAGAGAAAAUAGACAUAACGAUUAUAAAGAGAAAAUUGAGAUAGAAAGGUCAUAAAUUACGGAAACCAAACUUUAAAUAUAACCAAAGAAGAGUUUAAUUAUGAUACAACAGGCAGACCUAUAUGAACAUGGAGAAGAGCCAUCAAGAAAGAACUAUAACAGAUAAACCUAUAACUUUAUAAGUUGUGUGACCAACUUAACCUUCUAGGAACGUCCAAAAACACAAUAGUCAUCUGGGAAGGUUAUGGCUUCAGCAUUUUAGGAUGUGAAAGGAAUAUUGUUCAUUGACUAUCUCCAAAAGGGAGAAACAAUCAAUAGCGAAUACUACGUAGAAUUUUUGGAUCAUUUAAAUGCAUAAAUCAAGGGAAAAGGGCCUCAUAUGUCGGAGAAAAAACCAUUGUUUCACCAAGACAAUGCACCGAUUCACAAGUCGAUGGCAAUGAUGAUUAAAUCUAACAAAUUGCUUCCUCAUCCACAUUAUCGUCCAGAUCUAGCCCCUACAGACUUCAAAAAAUGUUUGCUGGUAAGAAAUUCAGCUCAAAUGAAGUAGCAAUUGCUGAAACUAAAUCCUAUUUCGAAGCAAAAGACAAAUCCUUCUACAAGCAGGGCUUCGAGAACUUAGAGAAACGUUGGAAUGAUUGUAUUGCUCUUGGAGGAAUUGGAGGACAUUGAUGAAUAAAAUCGAUUUUUGGCAAAAAAAUGUGUUUUUCUUAGUCACAUGACUUAUUGAGUGAUGUGUUAAGAUGGAAAGAAGCUACAGAAAUAGAACACAAAAUUGGACAAAACCUACUUAAUGACACUUGAGUAGUGACCACAUCGUUGAAACAUCAACAUGUUACUUUUGCUGCACUGGGAGCUACAUGAUGAUGAUAUGAUGUGUUGCAUCGUUACUCUAUUCAUUAUAUUUUCUCUUUUUGUUUUUAUGUUCUUUUUACUUCCAUUUCAUUGUAUCUUUCAGGAGUCUGUGUUUCUAUUGGUAUAUCCUUAUGCUUCUCCAAGUAUUUAUUAUUUCUUCCUCAUUUUCAUGUUUUAAUUUUUUUUAUAUUCCACUUUAGCUUUAGUUCAUUUAUUAUCAAACGAAAUAGGGCUGCCAUCUACCAAAAUAUUAACUUUGUUAAUUAGGACUGAAAGUAACUUCUCUAAUUGGGUAAUUUUAAAGCGUUUUUGAAAUAUUAUUUUUUUUAAUACAAAAGGAUAGACCUGCUUUUACAAAGCAAUAUUAUUAAAAAUGGAUAGAUUUGUUUCUUUUUAAUAUAAAAAUGUUUCAUUUUUAAUAUUGAAUGCAUGUUGAGUAUUGUCCUUGGGUACUAAUGUUGGGCUGUUGAUAUUUCUCAUUUAAUUAAAAUUUUUCAACUGUUUUAUCUUGCGGAAAUAAUGACAAAUAUAAUGUCAUCGCUAUUAUUGUCCUUCUAGUAUGUAAUUUCGAAUGGUGUUGAGGACUCAAAAUAAAACUGUUCCAAGAGUUUUUUAAAAUGCCAACGUUUGUGUUAUAAUGUACCAUAUAUUUUUAGCCUUAAUAAAGAUCAAAGAAAAAGUCGAAACGUUUGCAUUUUAAUAAACUCUUGGACAGUUUUGAGUCCUCAACCUGCGACACCAUUCGAGACAGAUAUAAUAUUAACGGCUCAUCAUAAUUAUUCUCAGAAUCUGUGGUAUGUUUUUCAAAUUUUAUUUCUUACAUUGAAUUAUCCAGUUCUUAAAAUCUAGUUAAUUUUUUCAUUAUUGUUAAAUUUAAUACUUUGAGUUGUAAUUUGUUGGAAAUAAUUCUUUUCAAAUACAUACGGAUUCAAAAAUUCAUCUUAAUGGUGAUCAUUAUAGAUCUAUGUUGAAUUGAAUCUUUGCAAUUAUUCCAAGUUUCUAAAUACUUUAAAACAAAAAAUCUAAAAUAGUUCCUAAUCAUUGAUUUCGGUGGAUGACUAUUAGUAACAACUAUCCACCAUAAACUAGAAUUGUCUGAAUUAUUAAUCGUUUUAUGUGCAUUUAAAAGACCAUGGUAUACUAGUGCAUCUAUCUUCACAUUCCAAAUUGAAGAAAUCAACAAUCAUUUACCCCUAUCCACUUACUGCAUAGGAAAUAUCUCAUCAAGACUUAAACAACUGGAAUUUUACACUGUUAUUCCUGUUAUAUUUCCCAUAGUAAAUGCUCAAAAAGAAUUUUAUUCUAAAUAAAGUAAAAUUUUUAUGUAUGGCUAUAAUUUUGCAAAUAAGUUUUGUUGAGUUAUUGAUAAUAUCUAUAACUGAAUCUGGUUGAAAAAUAAUUUUAAGAAUUGGAUGGGGGUGAAAGUACUUUUAAUCAUUUCCAUUUCAUGUUUCAAUUUCUCUAAUUUUUUAUUUAUUUUUCAGUGAAAUAGAAGAUCUGACAAGGCACACCUGACACUAGAUUGAAAAAAAGUACACAAUAAAAGUGUUUUAGUUAUAAACAAAAUACAACAAUCUGUGAUGGAGUGAGUUUGUAAUAUUAGAGAAUGUUUUUGUUAGAAUUACAAGUAUUACCAUGUUUUAUUCUACAAAAUUAUCUCUCGGCUAAAUUUUGUUAAGGUUGCGGCAGAGCCCUCCCGCAUUAUUUGUGUUUCCAACAAAAACUAGCUAAAUGGAGAACUUUAGUCCUGGUGUCAGUAUUAUGAUCUAUAAUUUUUGUCACGUUAUAACUAAAACAUAUUAAUAUCAAAAGAAUGGCUAAAUAAGAUGCGUUUUGAUGUUGGCUCUAACAGUUAUCGUGAUUGAAAUUAGGGAUAGUUGUGAAAGAAAGAAAAAUUAGGAGGAAACAAAAAUUAAUGGCACCAAUUAAACCCUACCAUAUUUUGUGAUGAUUUUGGUCCAUUUUAUUUUUUUUUCUUAAAUUGCGAAAUAAUUAAAUAUAUAUACUUAUUAUUGACACUAUAUUUACUUUUCACAGAAGGUCUCAAAAAAUCUGUAGUUUGAUUUAAGAAAAUCCUGUAAAAUUAUAUCCAAAUCGAACAUACUUUUUGGGAUAUUCUGUUUAUUGCCAAAAAAACUAUGGUGAAGUGUGAUUUUUUUAAAAAGCCUGAAAUUAUAUAUGCCGAAGGAAUAUCUUAAGUCUUGUAUCUUUUUGCAUUAGUUCAAAUGUACUAAUCAUUAUACAUUAUUCUGAUUUAUGACAUUACAAUCCAUUUAAACCUGAAGAUACAUUUGAACUACUUGAUAAUUGUUUUAAAUUCAUUACAGGCUUAAGAUUCAUUUUAGCAUUUAGGCUGUUUAAAAAUAUUAAUGACUCGUAGGAUACUUCCAUUUCUAUUAUAUUUUUCUUUUUUUUUUUAAAAAAAAACUUAGGAAAUUAUAUACUAAUGAAGAGUUCGUGGUUUACAUUAAUGAUUUUUUGUACUAAUUUUGGGCCCUUUCCAAUAUAAAUAUUAACUGACUUUUAACGUUAUUAAUUAUUCAAAAACAAUGUGGUUGAGUACAAAUUUAUUCUAAUUUCAGAUCCUUUUUUCUCACCGACGUUCCUUAAUGGUUCAUAUUUAUUUAAAACACUAUCAUUUAAAUACUUUUUUAUAAUCUUGUAGUCUGUUCCUUUGUCAUAACAUAACUUUCUGUUACUUUAGAUCCAUUAAAUAUGUUCGGUUCAAGAGUUGUUUCAAAAUUUAAUUUUUUAUAUCGUUAAAUGAAACAAAAAUUUCUAAAUGCACUAAUUUUCGCUGAUAUCAACCCAUUAGUUUGUUCUGCAUAUUGUAGUGGUUGGUGCUAGAUUGAAUUUGACAGAAACUUAGCGAAAUUUAUAAAUUUAAAGAUUUCUUAUAUAUUUUAUAUCGCUCUAAAAAUGUAAUAGAAAUUACUUUUUUUGUACUCUAAGCUUUAUAUUGAUUUAAUUUUUGUGUGAAUAAAGUUUUAGUUUACGAAAAUUUGAAUAUGUGGAAGUAUAUGGGGAAAAGGCAUCCGGGUAAUAGAUUUUUGAUUUUGAAAAUUUUGAUGUUUUUUCGCAUAAAAUUUUUUUUUAAUUAUCGUGAUCUGUUUGGGAUAAAUGUAUUUCAAAGUGUGGCCUUUUACCCUUUUUUAGAAAUGUUAUCUUAUUUUGAUAAUUUGUUAUAUAUAACCUGAUAAUUAUUAGUAUGGACUUUUGUUUUAUUAAGGUCAUUUUGAAAUAAAAAUAUCUGGAAUAAA